UGCCGUUGCGCCCUCCGUGGGUCGCUCGCCUGCUGGGCGAGGAGGGCCGGAGCCCAGGCGCAGAAGCACGUGUAGAUCUGGGGCUGCGGAGACGCGCGGGAUGCGGGGGACCUGAUCCAGAGAGGGCGGCGAGAAGUUGGGUUUAGUUUCUGAGCCUUGCGUGGGGAGGAGGGCGCGAACUAAUUUUAGAAGAUGCCAAGUAGGAAGUUUGCCGAGGGUGAAGUGGUCCGAGGUCGAUGGCCUGGGAGCUCCCUUUAUUAUGAAGUAGAAAUUCUGAGCCAUGACAGCAAAUCCCAGCUGUACACUGUAAAAUACAAAGAUGGCACUGAGCUGGAACUGAAGGAGAGUGACGUGAAGCCUUUAAAAUCCUUUAAGCAAAGGAAAAGUGGCUCAACUUCCAGCUCUCCUUCAAGACGCCGUGGCAGCCGCUCAAGGUCACGCUCCCGGUCCCCUGGCAGGGCACCCAAAGGUUCCAGAAGAUCUGCCUCUGCCUCCCACCAGGCCGACAUUAAGGAAAAGGAAGCACGGAGGGAGAUUCUGCAAGUUAAACUGACUCCGCUUGUAUUGAAGCCGUUUGGAAACAGCAUCAAUGUGUACAAUGGGGAGCCCGAACAUAUGGAGAGGAAUGACAUAUCACAUAAGACCAAGCAGGAAAGAAUUAUUUUGUCACCAGAAGGCAGUUACACAGCUACCCAGUACAGCCUUCGUCCAAGAAGAGAAGAGGUCAAAGUCAAGGAGGUCGAGUCCAAGGAACAAAAGCUUGUUCCCAGAGGACCUGCACCUUUGGAGACCUUUCAGGUGACCACUCCACAGAGGAAGGACUUGGAGUUUGGAGGAGUACCUGGUGCCUUCCUCAUCAUGCUCGGCCUGCCUGCCACCCUCUUCCUGCUGCUGCUACAGUGCAGACAGAAGGACCCCAGCCUGCUGACGUUCCCCCCUCCUCUGCCAGCUUUGGACCAACUCUGGGAAACCAGAGUGUGCGGCAUCUACCUCCUCUGGUUUUUUGUUCAGGCUCUCUUUUACCUUCUGCCGAUUGGGAAGGUUGUAGAAGGAACACCUCUUGUUGAUGGAAGAAGACUCAAGUAUAGACUAAAUGGAUUCUACGCUUUUGUGCUGACGUCCGCCGCCGUGGGAGCGUCUCUCUUCUGGGGCAUGGAGCUGCACUAUGUGUACACUCACUUCCUUCAGUUUGCACUGGCGGCCGUCCUCUUCUCAGUGCUCCUGAGUGUCUACCUCUACGCCCACUCUUUGAAGGCCCCGAGGGAUGAGCUGUCCCCGGCCAGUUCUGGAAAUGCUGUCUAUGAUUUCUUCAUUGGCCGUGAAUUAAAUCCUCGAAUUGGCGCUUUUGAUCUCAAAUACUUUUGUGAAUUGCGUCCUGGAUUGAUUGGAUGGGUGGUGGUUAACUUGGUGAUGCUUUUGGCUGAAAUGAAAGUACAAGAACGUGAUGUCCCAUCCUUGGCAAUGGUCUUGGUUAACAGUUUCCAGCUCUUGUAUGUGGUGGAUGCCCUGUGGAAUGAGGAAGCGUUGCUGACUACCAUGGACAUCGUCCACGAUGGCUUUGGCUUCAUGCUGGCCUUUGGGGAUUUAGUGUGGGUCCCAUUCACCUACAGCCUUCAGGCCUUUUACCUGGUCAGCCAUCCCCAUGACUUGUCCUGGCCCUUUGCUUCUUUCAUCAUUGCUCUGAAACUCUGUGGCUACGUCAUCUUCCGUUGUGCGAACUCCCAGAAAAACGCGUUCCGGAAGAACCCCAGUGACCCGAAGCUGGCACACUUAAAGACCAUUCAUACUUCCACGGGGAAGAGUCUGCUUGUUUCUGGAUGGUGGGGCUUUGUUCGCCAUCCCAAUUAUUUGGGUGAUCUCAUCAUGGCUCUGGCGUGGUCCCUUCCAUGUGGGUUUAACCACGUCCUGCCGUACUUCUACGUCAUCUACUUCACCAUGCUGCUUGUGCACCGAGAAGCACGGGAUGAGCACCAGUGUAAGAGGAAGUACGGCCUGGCCUGGGAGAAGUACUGCCAGCGCGUGCCCUACCGCAUAUUCCCCUAUGUUUACUGACGUGCCCGGGGCUCAGCCGGCCAGACCCUCGCACAACAGCACCAAGUCCAGACGAGCUCACUGUUGAUGCACUGACAGGAUCUCUAGGUUUGGAGUUUGAGUCAGGACUAUAGAGCCAAAUAGUAGCUCCUUUCUAUAGUUGUGUAGCAUUAACAUAAGGGAAAGGAAAAACGGGGUAGGAUUUGUUUGUUAAUAGGAAAUUUUCAUCCCUAAAAAUCUGAAGUCUUAUUUUUGUAGUGUUUUGAUUUUUCAGUUGUUUUUGCCAUUUGAAUUUUCUUAAGUGAAAACCCUUAAAGUACAUCGAUGCUGUGUAAGUACAUUGUGCUUAAAGAGACAGGAAUGAAAAUUCUAAAUCUAGGUCAUGCAAACCCCAGCCUAGUAUUGGUGGUCUCUGUGAAGAGCAGGCAGGUCUCUUGCAGGCCCUGUUUGAGGGUGACCGACCAUUCAUAGCAGUGGCUUGACCUCAGACUUUAAAAGUGCUUUUGGAAAUGUAAAUACAUAGCCUACUUUUAUGUAAUAUAUGGUGACUUGUGAUUUUUCUGUACAGUUUUUGAAUGUGAGAUAAUUGUCAGGAACUAAGUAGUUUUUUUUUUUUAAACAAAAACAUUUUCAGUGUUUUAAAUUAAGUUUUUGUAAAGUAAUGUGAAUUUAAAAAUGUAAAGCAAUUAGAAUUCAUUUAAAGUUUAAAACAUAGGAAAGUUAUUUUUAUCCAAAGUUUGUGAAUUUGGCUUUGCUACCUCAAUUUGCAGGUGUGUUUGCCUUUAUAAACUGUUGCAAAUAGGAAAAAAAGUAUAUUUUUGGAGUAACAGCACUAUUUAAACAUUUUUUUACACACAUUGGUGUUGGAAAAAUUGCCAUUUCAGGCUACUAUUUUUGUAUAUUUUUGACUUAAGAUUCAACAGUGUUUUUGCUACAGUUUAGCUUAUAGAGUUUAUACUAUUUUGUAUCCUUUAUGUCUUCAGAACUCUCUAGAAAGGAAUUCAACCUGAAACAACUUUAAGGAGCUGACUUAAACUUUUGUUUUCUGUCUCAGUUUAAUAGAUGUACUAAGCUGGUGGUAGCCACUGAAUUCUAGUGAAGUUGAUUAAUGUCAUAGUAACUGUCCUGGACAAGUGGCAAAUUCACUAGACUUUUAUAUUCAAAACUACAUUGUCCCCAGAAUCUUAAACAUAAGGAUGUAAUUAUAGUGUAUACUUUUGGGUUUCAAUUACACAUAUCACAUAUGAGCCAGAUGCAAAAUGUUCAUUCUGCUCCAAAGCUUAGAGUGUAUGUAAAGUAGCUUAUGUUACUGUGAUCAUGAAGUUGACACUGUGUUCUAUCAUUUUUAGACUGUUUUUAUGAAAUUGUCACUGAUGUUUUACUAGUACUAAGGUCUGCAAGCAGGUGUUUUUCUAUAUUGCUUUUCUCCUGGUAUUGGCAUGUAUGUGCUGAACUUAAAGGGAAUUUUGGUAAGAUGAAAGACAUUGGGUUCUUUGCCUGGUAGUGAGAACCGAGUCGGAGUGCUCCAGUGUCUGGGUAUCAGCUGUAAGUUGUUUUCUUUUGAUGUUUGGCAAGCUUUAUAAGAAGAUUUAGUUGGAAAUAAAGAGUUGCUUUGA
Molecule: messenger RNA, 3647 nt
Organism: Peromyscus maniculatus bairdii (prairie deer mouse)
Lineage: Eukaryota; Metazoa; Chordata; Mammalia; Rodentia; Cricetidae
Gene: Lbr
Product: lamin B receptor
Biological process (GO): cholesterol biosynthetic process
Cellular component (GO): nuclear inner membrane
Molecular function (GO): Delta14-sterol reductase activity
Source: RefSeq, a predicted model, not a curated record